Messenger RNA from Drosophila subpulchrella, 1408 nucleotides. RefSeq lists its product as uncharacterized. The transcript has a single exon. The coding region runs from base 141 to 962 and encodes 273 amino acids. The record is from RefSeq and is a predicted model, not a curated record. Lineage: Eukaryota; Metazoa; Arthropoda; Insecta; Diptera; Drosophilidae.
UCAACCCGUCAAGCCGAGACAUUCGAUUUCGAAAUAGCCCCCCCGUCCCGAAAUCACGCCCAAAAUUCCCAGUUAAAACUGAGAACGACGGAUCGAAGAAGAAUUCGGGAGAUUUGAGCCAAGUGCAUAGUAGACAAACAAUGAAGACCAAGUCCAAGCAGAGUUCGCCAAUGAAAGCGGUUAAGAAAAUGUCAAAAUCUAAAGUCUCGACUACCUGCAAGGCCAUCAAGCCGAAGAAACAGCAGAAAUCUUUGAAGAAUCCGUUGAAGAAACCCUUGCGACGUUCUCCGCUGAUGCGUACCGCCAUGCAGCCCACAAUUUUAGGUUCCGCCAAGGUAAAGCCGCUGGUCAAAUCGCAUGUGACCUUCAAGAAGAGUCAAAAAAAACCGAUGAAUGCAUUGCAAUCCCUGGGAAUGUCCCGCAGGACCAAGCUCAUAGAUGCCAGUCCGCAGAAGAAAUCGGCCGCUACUCCGGUGCUCUUCCUGCUCAAGGACUCAAAGGGCCAGAAAAUAAAGAAGUCUUCGACGGCGGGAAGAAGGAAACAACGAUUGCCCCGCAUGGAUCCCCGGUGGAUGAGUCAAGUGGAGAAGAGGACCGCCACCGAGGGUGUGGACUUCUUCUAUAAUCUGGGCAUGAGAGGCCAGAAGGCGAAGGAUCAACAGGUGCGACAGCAACGUGGUGGUGGAGGAGGAGCAGGAUUCGAGGCCAGAUUGGCAGGCGGAGAAGGAGUAGGUGGAGGUAGAGGAGGAUCUAGAUUGGGUGGUUCGGCUGCUCUGCCAGGAUCAGGGAGACCCGGCCCAUCUGGACUAUCGUCCAUUGUCGGCGGUGUCAUCGCCGCCAAGGAUGUGGUGGUGCCGCUGACCAACCGACUGCCCAUCAUCGACUUCAUCUCCACCAACGAGUUUCAAAAUAUGUAUGCCUCUUCCAUCCGGAAGCCGCAGUCCUGGAGAUUUUUCCAUUGACGAGUGGCGAGUAACGAGUGAAUAUGUAAUAAGUGGAUCAAUAUUUCCUUGACAAAAUGGUUUCGCGACUCCAUAUUUUUAUAUAUUUUCAAGUAUAAAUUAUCCGUGAAUCAAAUGGAGAUGAGACAAAAAUUAUUUAAAACUAACGAGUAACGAGUGCACAUAACUACCAAGAAAGAGGUUUUAAAGUGAUAUGUAUAUUUUCCUUUUAUUGUCGUAAGCAAGGCAAAUUACAGUGAAUCUAAUGGAUUUUGUGAAAAUAUUCAAUAUCUUAACCAAUAACUAAACUUUAACCAACGAUUUCCGAUAUAAAUCUGAUCUUAAUAUGGAAAACCUGCGACAUGGGUAAUGGAUUCAGUAAUCAACGAGUAUGGAAUUUCUGAACAACAACGGAAAAACUUAUCCGCACAAGUUUCAAACGAACGCGAAACAUUUUCAUUUUGGUU